GGUAUCUGUUUGCGAACGUCAGUUGCUCCGCGGCGUUCAACAAUCGAGAUUGACAUUUUGACGUACGCGCGGUAUUUGUUUGGCGCGAGAUGUCAUCCAACAUAAUAAACGAUAAUUAUCAAAAUGAUACGAAGUUGAAUAGUUUGAGUGCUUCGUUCGCGGAUAAAACUUUAACACCGUUGAAUGGGAGGUAUAGGUCGAAAAGUCUGUCAAGUGAUAAAUUAAACAAGGCGAAUAAUGCAGAUCGUGCAGCUAUUUUAGAGGAUGUGGACGCGGAAUACGUGACAGAAAAUUCUGAAACUCCUGGUUGUUUAGUUAUUAAAAAGGGAAUUAUGGACCAAGAAGCGCAGUCUACACUAAAUGGCUACAAAGAUGGCAAAGCGUCGUACGGCACGGAGAGCCCGGCGCGAGGCAGGCGUGUCAUAUUCUGCGUACACGGCAACCCCUCCACGGGAUGCUGUGCGGUGAUCGAGACGAACCCGGACGGUGAUGAGACAGGCAACGGCAGUAUUAGCGAAGUGGAACGGCAUUGUCACAGAUCGCGCAAUGAAGAAAUAGACAAACGGGCCAGAAGAAAACUUAUUAUAGCCAGUAUACUGUGCGUCGUGUUUAUGAUUGGUGAAAUUGUCGGUGGUUAUCUAUCAAACAGUUUGGCCAUAGCUACAGACGCGGCGCACUUGCUGACCGACUUCGCAAGUUUCAUGAUAUCGCUGUUUUCUUUAUGGGUGGCUAGCAGGCCGGCUACCAGGAGGAUGCCAUUCGGCUGGUACCGUGCCGAAGUCAUAGGAGCACUAACAUCAGUCCUGCUCAUAUGGGUGGUGACCGGUGUGCUGGUGUACAUGGCCGUGCAACGAGUCAUAUACGAGCAGUUCGAGAUCGACGCGACUGUUAUGUUGAUCACCUCUGCCGUGGGGGUCGCUGUUAACCUCGUUAUGGGACUCACACUCCAUCAGCACGGGCACAGUCACGGCGGCGGGCAUGGACACUCUCACGGUGGAAGCAAUCCGGUACUCAAUAAUAAGAAAGAGCGACCGGACUCGGACGCGGAGAGUUCGUCGAGCCACACGCACGAGCGCGGAGAGAAUAUCAACGUUCGAGCGGCCUUCAUACACGUGCUCGGAGACUUUCUGCAGAGCUUCGGCGUGUUUGUGGCCGCUAUUGUUAUUUAUUUUAAGCCGGAAUGGAUCCUAGUAGACCCCAUAUGCACGUUCCUGUUCUCCAUCCUGGUGCUGAUCACCACUUUCAACAUUAUCAAGGACACGCUGCUAGUGCUCAUGGAAGGAUCGCCGAGAGGAGUCGAUUUUCAGGAGGUAGCGAACACGUUCCUGUCGCUGCCGGGUGUAGUGCGCGUACAUAAUUUGCGCAUGUGGGCGCUGUCGCUUGAUAAAACUGCGCUCGCUGCACAUUUAGCUAUACGCACAGGCGUCAGUCCACAGAAGAUUCUGGAACAAGCCACACGUCUAGUUCACGAGAAAUACAAUUUCUUCGAAAUGACGUUACAAAUUGAGGAAUUCAACGACGGCAUGGAGGAUUGUAGCCAAUGUAAGAUGCCGCAGGCGUAAAAUUGAUAUCUAUUGCUAUGUGCCGUAAGGUUGAUUUUCCUAUAUAAAAACAGUACCUACAAUAGUUCAUGUUAUUUAUUCAUUUUGAACGUUAUGUUGUGUAGUAGAAGGUUCAUUUUUUAAUUUAAAAUUAUUACGUUAUAGUUGAUGAAGUAAAAUGGUAUUGUAAUGCUGUAAGGUUAAUUUUUUCCUAAAAAAAUGUGUAGUAAGUAUGUAAUAAGUAUAUGUUGUGAAUCGUAAGGCUC
Molecule: messenger RNA, 1807 nt
Organism: Colias croceus (clouded yellow)
Lineage: Eukaryota; Metazoa; Arthropoda; Insecta; Lepidoptera; Pieridae
Product: zinc transporter 2-like
Exons: 10
Coding region: 90-1562 (490 amino acids)
Biological process (GO): response to zinc ion; zinc ion transmembrane transport
Cellular component (GO): plasma membrane
Molecular function (GO): zinc ion transmembrane transporter activity
Source: RefSeq, a predicted model, not a curated record